Molecule: messenger RNA, 684 nt
Organism: Mesorhabditis belari
Lineage: Eukaryota; Metazoa; Nematoda; Chromadorea; Rhabditida; Rhabditidae
Source: the annotation of a GenBank genome assembly
AUGGACUUUUUCAAAUCAAAUUGUGCGAAAAUCGCGUUUACUCGUUUGUUCUCGGUGAUGAUAACAGCCGCCUCAACACUUGUUUACUUUCCACAGUUUGCGAAAAUUUUGAACACCCGCAGUGCCCAGGGAAUCAGUUUGCUUUCAGUGUUUCUUGGCUUGUUGGGAAGUGCGGGAACUGCCGCCUAUGGCUUUCAUCGAGGAACAACGUUUAGCAAGUAUGGCGACUCGGUUUUCCUCUUCAUCCAACAAAUGCUUCUUUUCACUCUCAUCCUUCACUAUUCCACGCAUUCCCCGUUCGCUUUUGCCUUCAUUGCAGCCUGUUGGGCGACAAUGUUCGCUGUGAUUGGCUCCUACAUCCCAGCUGUUGUCCUAAAGGGAAUCUUCAAAUACUCCAUUCACAUUGUCAUCCUUGCAAAGCUCAUUCAAGGACGCUUGAACUUCCGAAACAAAUCAACUGGUCAGUUAUCGCUCACCUCAAUGUUUCUGGUGAUUUUUGCUGACAUGGCGAGAUGUGUAACAAAACGAAACGAAUCAUUAGAGAUGAUCUCGUUGAGGGGAAUUUCCAUUGCAAUGAGUCUCAUCAUUCUCUGGCAGUUUAGAAUCUAUCGCCAGAAGCCUGUGCCUGAACUGAAAGCAUCCGACGAGGCGCCGAAAAAACCGGAACGACGCAGAAAAUCGGAG